Molecule: messenger RNA, 2286 nt
Organism: Argentina anserina (silverweed cinquefoil)
Lineage: Eukaryota; Viridiplantae; Streptophyta; Magnoliopsida; Rosales; Rosaceae
Product: receptor-like protein 2
Exons: 1
Coding region: 112-2175 (687 amino acids)
Molecular function (GO): protein binding
Source: RefSeq, a predicted model, not a curated record
ACCGUGAUUCCCAAUGUCAUCCUCUUCAUUUUUUUGUUCUCAAUCACCAUCAUUUCUGCAAAUCCUGCGUGCAACAAAUUAGACGGAGCCUCUCUUUGGUCCUCUUUUAAUAUGCCAUCUUCUCGUUUGAAUUGGUCAUCUGACAAUUGCUGCAAAUGGGAAGGCAUCACUUGUGAUUCUGCUGGUCGAGUUAAACAGUUAUCGCUUCCCUCCAAAGGACUCAAACUCAAAGGAUUUUUCUCCUCAUCUUCACUUGGCAAUCUCACACAUCUCACGCUCCUCAAUCUCUCCCGCAAUUCACUCUAUGGUUCACUAAAAAACAUUGGAUUCAUUUCGUCUUUGAGUCGCCUUGAAAUCCUAGAUUUGAGCUAUAACUUUCUAUUUGGAGAACUACCAUUUUCUCUACCAUCCGGUAGUAUCCGGAGACUAGAUUUAUCUAGCAACCACUUUCAUGGUUCAAUUCCAUCUUCAUUCUUCCAACAAACUUCGAAUUUGACCAGUUUUAAUGUCAGUAACAACACCUUCUCAGGUUCUAUCCCACCCUCUAUUUGUCUUCCUUCAAUUCCCUUGAUACAACUAUUGGACUUUUCCUUCAAUGAUUUCAAUGGUAGUGUUUCCGGUGGGUUAGGAAAAUGUUCGAAACUACGAAUUUUUCGUGCUGGUUAUAAUAAGCUCUCAGGAGUACUCCCAGAUAUUAUUUAUAAUGCAACCAGGCUUGAAGAAAUUUCAUUACCUCAAAAUUCACUAUAUGGAGAGAUUAGUGAAAGAAUUGUCAACCUUGCUACUCUCAAAAUCCUCGACCUCAAUUCUAAUGCAUUCAGUGGCAUGCUCCCUCUAAGUAUUGGUGAGCUAUCCAAAUUGAAAGUCUUACUCCUUCAUUUCAACAAACUAAAAGGUUCUUUGCCCUUGUCUUUGAUGAAUUGCAUCAACCUGAUAGAAUUAAGUCUGGGAUACAACAAUUUUGAAGGUGAUAUUUCAGCGCUUAACUUCUCCAAACUUAAGCGGCUGACUAAACUAGAUCUGGUGAGCAAUCACUUCACCGGUAUCAUUCCGAGAAGCCUUUACUCAUGCAAGUCCCUGAAAGCAAUUCGGAUUAGCUAUAACAAGCUAGAGGGAGAAAUACAUCCUGAUAUUCGGUCGUUGAAAUCAUUGUCGUUCUUGUCCCUUGGUCACAAUAGAUUGACCAAUAUCACAGGGGCAAUGACGCUACUGAUGCAUUGCAAAAGCCUAGUCUUCCUUGCCUUUCCAGGUACCUUUGUAGGCGAGGAAAUGCCAGAUUAUCUUGGCAUGGGUGAUUUUGAUGGGUUCCAAAACCUUCGAUUUUUAUCUCUCGUCGAUUGUGAGCUCAGUGGUCAUAUACCUACAUAUUUUUCUAAGCUCAAAAGGCUAGAGCUCUUGUAUAUUGGAAACAAUAGAUUAACAGGGUCAAUUCCUAGUUGGUUGGGGAAUCUUCCAAGACUCUAUUCUAUCGACUUGUCAUCCAACCUCCUCUCAGGUGAGUUUCCCAUGGAACUUUGUAGACUGCCAAGAUUGGUAUCCAAGGGAGCUGCAGCUCAAGUAGAUGGUGGUGAUGAUCUUGAAUUACCUCUAUACUCGGUCCAGGGUACAUCAGUUUUACAAUACAAAUGGUCCUACUUUCCUCUAGGUAUAAGUAUAAGAAAUAAUACCAUUAGUGGGAGCAUCCCUAUUGAGAUUGGUCAAUUACAGCUUCUCCACUACCUGGACCUUGGCAACAAUAAAAUGACGGGUAGCAUUCCAGACCAAGUAUCUAAUCUGAAGAGCUUGGAGGACUUGGAUCUCUCCAUGAAUCAUUUGUCCGGAAAAAUCCCAUCAUCAAUUACAAAGCUUACUUUCCUGAACUUCUUGAAUGUGUCAUACAAUAAUCUGGAAGGUUCAAUACCAACAAGCACCCAGCUCCAAAGCUUCAAUUCUUCUGCAUUUGAGGGGAAUAAAAAUCUUUGUGGUGCUCCACUUCCAAAUGAGUGCCUAGGGAUCAAAGACAAGGACGCUAACAGCCGAGACGAUGUGGGUAAUGAUGACGAAAGUGAUCAAGUUCCAUGGCUUCAUAUAUUCGUUGCUCUUGGGUUCAUAGUUGGAUUUUGGGGAGUAUUUGGCCCUCUGGUGCUUAAGGAGAACUGGAGGUAUGCAUAUUUCAGUUUUGUAGACACGGUUUAAGAAUCUGUGUAUGGCUAAGCUGCAGAAAAGGCUUGUAAGCUUAGAAUAUUAUACUCUUCUUCUUUCUUAUUUGUAUUUAGUUUCCAAAAAACAAAUAUUGAGAAAACCCUA